Pieris napi is the source of this 942-nucleotide messenger RNA. Its product is annotated as ubiquinone biosynthesis O-methyltransferase, mitochondrial-like. The transcript is spliced from 5 exons. The record is from RefSeq and is a predicted model, not a curated record. Bases 120 to 881 code for a protein of 253 amino acids. Gene Ontology annotation, molecular function: 2-methoxy-6-polyprenyl-1,4-benzoquinol methyltransferase activity. NCBI's taxonomy places the organism in Eukaryota, Metazoa, Arthropoda, Insecta, Lepidoptera, Pieridae. Gene Ontology annotation, biological process: ubiquinone biosynthetic process.
AUUUUGUGUAGGUCGACUGCAGGUUUAUUAUAAUUGGUGUUAGUCGUUGAAGACAGUCGCGUGUGUUAUAAGAGUUUCAACUGAAAUUUAUCAAGCAUAUAUCUAAGUUUUGUUAGAGAAUGUCAGCUACACAUGAUGCUUUUACAACAGUUGAUGAAGGAGAAAUUGAAAGGCAUAGAAAUAUUAAAGACCUGUGGUGGGACCCACAUGGCUGCACUGUGACCUUACACAGCUUGAACCAUCGCAGAGUACCAUAUAUUAGGGAUGGACUUGUAUCAAAAGACGAAAUAUUGAAAUUAUCACAACCCCUGGCAAACAAGAAAAUAUUGGAAGUAGGCUGUGGAGGAGGCAUUUUAUCAGAGGGCUUAGCGAAAAUAGGAGCCCAAGUUACUGGGAUAGACCCGUGUCAAGAAUUAAUUGACUUAGCAACUGAACAUACAAGCGUAUAUCCAUUAGUAGCAGGCAAUAGACCAAAAUACUACUGCACAACUAUCGAGGAUCAUGCUCAAAAUCACCGCAACUAUUACGACGCAGUUGUCGCUUCAGAAGUGUUAGACCAUGUAGUGAACAAGGAACUAUUUUUAAAGCUAUGCAUAGAAACCCUAAAACCCGGUGGUAAAAUAUUCAUAACAGCGCCAAAUAGAACAUUAACAGCGAGAAUGGGUGUUUUCUUUUCGGAAAAUGUUUUUGGUUGCGCCGCAAAGGGAAUACAUGAUUAUGAAAAAUUUAUAACCCCAGAGGAUGUUACAAAGAUUUUGGAAAAGAAUAACUGUGAAGUCAACAACACUUGUGGAUUAAUUUACUACCCCUACGUUGAAAUCUGGCAAUGGGUAUUUUUUGAAUCUAUGUGGUAUGCGAUUCAAGCUACGAAAAUUGACUAGGUUUAACAUAUAUUUAUAAUAAUUUUUUUUAAGGAUAUUUAAUAAAGGUAUCGGAAGUAAA